UGGUGUCACAACUUGUCACCUCUAUUUUAUUAACUUAGUGUUUUAUUUUAAAUCUUGAAUCCAUGUGAAUUGUACAAUGUGUGAUCUAUGUACAUAACUUUACUCCAAAUUGUUGGGAAGGAAUUGCUUUUGGAAUAUUCCUAUUCUAUCCUCAGUGCUUUGAAAUGCUACAUUUGUUAUACUGCAUUCAAAAAAUACACUUAGUCAUGGCUUUGUUUCCAUGAAGCAGAUGCCAAAACUAUUUUUAUUCGAGCAAUAUUGUGCAUAUUGAUACUUCUCAGGAAUUUUUCUUUUUGAAAUGUUUUUUGUCUGCUAAUUUAGAUUAUUUAUUCCAGAUGAAGUUGAGAAUGCUUUUGUAAAGUACACAUUAAGAUACACAAAAAUCAAAGAGAAAAAAAUAUAUGCAAGACUGAGAUUCUUAGUGGAAUGUUUUCAAAGAAUAUCGCUUCUUUCUGGGAAAGGGUAGAUCUUCAUUUAUUCAAGUAAUCUUAAUGUCUCCACAGAGGAAAGAGUAUGUUCGUGUAAAUGAAUAUAUAUUUUUGGAAUGUGUUUUAUGAUUUAUCUACAAUUUUCAUUUAUUGUUUUCAUGAUUUUUGAUGAACUAGUUUCUUGACCCCGCCUUCUCCCCCGGCUUUUCAUUUUCUGAGAGAAUCGCUGAUGGUGUCCGAUACUAUUUUUUUUUUUUUUAGGCAUUCUUUUAUUUUAUUGAUGGAAUCUAUUUCCUAGUAUUUGAAAAAGUGAACGUGACAUGCGGGUUCUCUUUUCCUGACGGCUGUGUCUGAAUUGCACACUUGCUGCACAUAGAACUCAGCUGUAAUCCGUAAACUGUGGGGAGUCCCUGACGGGCUCUGACUGCCUGGGGAACUAUCUCAAGCGCCCCAAACUUUCACGUGCUGGGUAAAGACUGCACUCUCAGCCAAUCUCGCACCGCCGGUAGUCAGCAGGGAAAGGCAGUUCUGACUUGCAGCACUGAUUGCCCGGACUGCCCGGUUCUGCGCAGGCCUGUUUCUGCGCAUGCCUGGUUCCGCCUCCUGCCUCCGUGCACUUCCGUCUUCCCCCGCCCCGCCCCCCCCCCCCCACGGUUUUCUUCAGUUCUCGCGUGCGAGGCCGCUUAUGCUCUGCGCUUUUGUGGGGCCAGUUCCUCACGACGAGGGAGCGACAGCAUCAAGAGAAGUUUAAACUGUUAAAUCCUCAGGGAGCAAAUAUUUACAUUUACCCAGCGGAAAAUGUUAUGCCCAGGAGCUACUGCGCGAUUAUGUCGGAGUCAGGUCCGAUAGGUGGUGUGUGAACAUCUGAAGGUCGGAGGUCCUGACGCUCUUCUUCCUGUCUGUUGGCACGUCUUCAGAGUUGUCCGCAUUUUUCCAAGACAGCAGAAAAUGAACAAAUCCCAGGAAUUCCAGGGAUCAGUAUCAUUUAAGGAUGUGACUGUGGGCUUCACCCAGGAAGAGUGGCAGCGCCUGGACCCAGCCCAGAGGUCCUUGUAUAGAGAUGUGAUGCUGGAGAACUACAGUAACCUUGUCUCACUGGGGUAUUGUGUUACCAAACCAGAGGUGAUCUUCAGGCUAGAGCAAGGAGAGGAGCCAUGGAUAUUGGAGGAAGAAUUCCCAAGCCAGAGCUUCCCAGAAAUCUGGAAAACUGAUCACAAGAAAGAAAGGAGCCACGAAAACCAGCCGAAACAUGUGUGGGAAGUUGCAUUCAUCAAUAAUAAAAUGCUAACUGAAGAACGAGGUAACAUAGUAGGAAAACCACAUAACUUGGACACAAAUUCUUUUCCUUCCAGAAAAACCCUCUGUCAGUGUGACUCAUGUGGAGUGAGUUUCAACUGUAUUUCAGAAUUGUUUAUCAAUAAGAAAAACUAUUUAGGAAAAAAGACUGAUGAAUUUAAUGCCUGUGGAAAAUUGCUACUCAGUAUUAAACACGAAAAAACUCAUACUAGAGAGAAAAGUGAAUUUUUUAAAAAUGGGAAAACUUUCAGUCAUGAUGAGGACCCUAUUCAUCAUGAGAAGAUUCAAACUUUAGAGCAAAAUUUUGAUCAUAACAUUUAUCAAGAAACCUUCCUUGAAAAGGCAAUAUUCAGUACAUACAAGAAAGAGAUUGCAGAAGGGAAUGACUGUGAAUGUAAUGAAUAUGAGAGAACCUUCUUUGAUAAAUCCUUCUUAUUCCAUCAGAUAAAUUCCUCAAAGGAAAAUCACUAUGAAUUUAGUGGUUGUGGAAAAUCCUUACGUGUGAAUUCUACCCUUUUGAAACAUCAUGGGGCACAUAUGAAACACUAUGACUGUAAUGAAAGUGGGAAUAAUUUUAGGAGGAAUUUAUGCCUUUCACAACUUAAAACUCAUAAAGGAGAAAAACACUUUGAAUGUAAUGAAUGUGGGAGAGCGUUUUGGGAGAAAUCCCACCUCACUCGACAUCAGAGGAUACACACAGGAGAGAAACGCUUUCAGUGUAAUGAAUGUGGAAAAACUUUCUGGGAGAAGUCAAACCUCACUAAACAUCAGAGGUCACACACAGGGGAGAAACCCUAUGUGUGCAGUGAAUGUGGGAAAGCCUUCAGCCACAAGUCAGCCCUCACGUUACACCAGAGAACACAUACAGGGGAGAAACCCUAUCAGUGUAAUGCAUGUGGGAAAACGUUUUACCAGAAGUCAGACCUCACUAAACACCAGAGAACACACACAGGGCUGAAACCCUAUGAAUGCUAUGAAUGUGGGAAAUCCUUCUGUAUGAAUUCACACCUUACAGUGCAUCAGAGAACUCAUACAGGUGAGAAACCCUUUGAAUGUCCUGACUGUGGGAAAUCUUUCUGUCAGAAGUCACACCUUACACAACAUCAGAGAACUCACAUAGGGGAUAAACCCUACGAAUGUAAUGCAUGUGGGAAAACUUUCUACCACAAGUCAGUACUCACCAGGCAUCAGAUCAUUCAUACAGGGUUGAAACCUUAUGAAUGUUAUGAAUGUGGGAAAACCUUCUGCUUGAAGUCUGACCUCACAGUACAUCAGAGAACUCACACAGGGGAGAAGCCCUUUGCAUGUCCUGAAUGUGGGAAAUUCUUCAGCCAUAAGUCUACCCUCUCUCAACAUUAUAGGACUCAUACAGGGGAGAAGCCCUUUGAAUGUCACGAAUGUGGGAAAAUCUUCUAUAAUAAAUCAUACCUAACUAAACAUAAUAGAACACACACAGGGGAGAAACCCUAUGAGUGUAACGAAUGUGGGAAAACCUUCUGCCAGAAGUCUCAGCUCACUCAGCACCAGAGAAUUCACAUAGGUGAGAAACCCUAUGAGUGUAAUGAAUGUGGAAAGGCUUUCUGUCAUAAGUCAGCCUUAAUUGUCCACCAGAGAACUCAUACAGAAGAAAAGCCCUAUAAAUGUAAUGAAUGUGGAAAAUCUUUCUGUGUGAAGUCAGGACUUAUUUUACAUCAGAGAAAACACACAGGGGAGAAACCCUAUGAAUGUAAUGAAUGUGGAAAAUCCUUCAGUCACAAAUCAUCCCUCACAGUGCAUCACAGGGCUCACACAGGAGAGAAAUCUUGUCAAUGUAAUGAAUGUGGGAAAAUUUUUUACCGUAAAUCGGACCUUGCUAAACAUCAGAGAUCACACACGGGGGAGAAGCCCUAUGAAUGUAACACAUGUGGAAAAACCUUCUCUCAGAAGUCAAACCUCAUUGUACAUCAGAGAACACACGCAGGAGAAAACCUUACGAUUGAAGUGGAUGUUAGGAAUGUCGAGCUGCAGUUCAGCACCCAUUAUACAAGAAUUCACACUGGCGGAAGCUCUGUUGACAGGAUAUCCUGAAUGUUUGGGAACCUUCUUCCACACAAACUGGCCUUAUUUUACUCCAAAGUAGACUGCAACAAAUGCAGGACAGUCUUGUUAAGUAACAUUCCAUUGAAUGUCACCAAGCAAAUACUGGUAUAAAAUAUUGCAGAUUUUUUUAUUUACAACAAUUUUUUUUUUUUUAGCAAAAAUACCAGGUUACGUCAGAAUUUAUAUUAAAGAGAAAGCUUUCAAUUUGAGGUAUAUAACUUAAAGAUUAUUUUUAGAAGUAAUAUAACAUUAGAAGUCGUGUUUUGGGUUUUGAUGCCAUAUUUAUCUUUAGGAAACAAAAAGUUGUAAUUUAUAGAUGUAUAUUGUGCCAUGUGAAGCUUUAAAAACCAAAAAAAAAAAAAGUAGUAAAAUGAAAAAAUAGACAAAUUGCAGUCAGACAUAGAAUUCUCACAUGCCCUCCAUCAAGCUUCCUCUAAUGCUGUCUUCCACAACCACGGUAUAUUGUCAAGCACAGGAAAUUGAUGGUACCACAGUACUAAGUCACAUACAGUCAUUAUUUCUACUUCAACAGUUUUUACAAGCACUUUGUACAGUGUAGUUCUGUGAAAUUUUAUCACUUAAUAGUUUGAGUAACCAUCAACACAGGUUACAAAAUCAAAAAGGUAUCUGGAGUCUCUGUUGCAUUAGGAUUACAAAGGAAUCAGGAUUUCAUCACGAGAAGUUCCCUCGUGUUAAUAAUCAUACUGUUUCUGCAGCCCUCAUCCUGGCAAUCAUGAAUGUGAAGCUUUUAAAAAGCAGAGAUAAAUUGAAUAAUUAGGGUCACAGCCUUAAAUGCUUAUGUGAAGUGUCCCUUAAGUUUACAGGACUUAUGUAUCCACAUAUGGUUCUUUAUAUAAUAAACCAUAUGUGCUUCAUUUGCAUAAUGCAACUUAAUAUAGUUGUGAACAGAGAACAGACACUCCUAAUUUAGCAUUUGUUACUGUAUCAGGCACAUCUCCCAUGUGUAUAAGGGCUGAGCAGCCUUGUAAAAGGAGGCCCACAGAGGUAAUACAUAACCAUUUAGAAUGUAUAAAUCAAAAUAACAAAGUGGCAAAUAGAAUGUGUUCAGUACAGAGGGAUAUCUAGUCCCUAGUCUCAUUUUCCCUGUUCACCCAUGGUCCAUGUCAAGCCAGGAGGUGCCUUGAGUGUACAUAUGUGAGUUCUCUAGUCCUCAGCCUAAAUUUUGUACAAACCUUCUGUAAGUAACUGCCCUCUAAGGCAGAGGCCAGUGUACCCAGAGACAGAUCUGCACCCUUGGAGAUUUUUGACUCUGAGGAGAAGGUGGGUUGAGACUGGAGCAGAGCCAGAGUGAAGCUAGAGUGGGGCUUUUAUUGAGAGACAGGGUAUAAAGGUGGUAUACUAGAUUACACCAUCAGUCAGAUUACAUAAACCAGGUUACACAAAUGAAUGAUCUUAACUUGCACAAAGAGUCUAAGCUUCCAUCUUAGGAAACUAGGAUAAGGAGCUGAUUAAAUCCGGAGUAAGUGAAACAAAAGAAAUAAUAAUUAGAGCAGAAAUCAGUGAAAUCAAAAACAAAAUAGAGGAAAUCAGUAAAAUCAAAAGUUAGUUAUUUGGGAAGGUCAAACUGAUAAAACAUUAGCUAAAUUAACUAAGAAAAAGAGAAGUACUAGGUGCUAAUACCAGAAAUGAAAGAAAGUCAUAACUGAUUUCAUCCCAUCAAAAGGAUAAUAAUACUGUGCAUGACUGUGUGUCCACAAUUUUCAUAACCUACAUAAAAUGGACCAGUUCCUUGAAAGACACAAUCUGCCAAAACUCACAGAAAGAUCUAUCUGUUAAAGAAACUGAGUUAAUACUUAAUCUUCCAAAUCAGAGUGUCAGGCCCAAAUGUGUUUGCUGGUGAAUUCUACCAAACACUUCAGGAAGAAAUAACCAGUUCUCUACAAUCUCUUCCAAAAAGUAAAAACAGAAGAAAUACUUCCUAACUCAUUCCAUGAGCCCAGUAUUGCUGUAGUAGCAAAACCAGGCAGACAUUACAAGAAAGGGAAACUGCAGACAGAACUCUAUGUCUUGGAACAUAGAUGCAGAAAUUCUCAACAAGUCAUUAGCAAAGUGAAUCCAACUGUAUAUAACUUCACACCGUGACCAAGUGGAGUUUAUUCCAGGCAUGCAGUCCUGGUUCAACAUUUGAUAAUCAGUUCACGUAACUCAUCACAUCAACAGGCAAAAGGAAAAUAGUCAUAUGAUCAUACUACUAGGUGCAGAAAAGCAUUUCACAAAAUCUUAACCCAUAUUCACAAUAAGAAAUCUUAGCAUAUUAGAAAUACAGGGAACUUCUUUAACUUGUUAAAGCACAUCUACAACAGCCCUAUCACUAACAUCGUACUUAAUGGUGAGAAACUAGAUGCUUUUCCAGUUAAGAUAAAGAGGAAGGAGGCCCCUUUGACCACUCUUUUUCAGCCUCCUUCUGGAAGUCAUCGCUAACACAGUAUGACAAGUAAAGGAAAUAAACUUGGAUUUGGAAGGAAGAGAUAAAACUGUCUAUAUUCACACAUAACACGAUUCUUUAGGUAGAAAAUUCGGAGGAGUCAAAAAUAGAAUACCUUGACACUGCUAAGCAAUUAUAACAAGGUUACAAGGUACAGUGAUUGGGUGGUAAAAAGAAGUGAGCUCUCUAACAGAAGAUAUGGAGGAACCUUACUUGCACAUUGCUGAGUGAAAAAAGCCAAUCUGAAAAGGCUUUACACUUUGGUUUCCGUCUAAAAUGGAUUCUGAUAACAGCACAAGUAUAUGGGGACAGUAAAAAGAUCAGUGGUGGCCACGGGUUUGGGACAAGGCAGGGAAGGAUGAAUAGGUGGAUUGUAGAGGAUUUUUAGGACAGUGACACGAUUCUGUAGGAUAUUAUAAUGGUAGAUACAUGUCAUUCAUUUGUCAAAGCCCAUAAAGUGUAAAACACAAAGGGUAAACCGUAAGGUAGACUGUGGACUUUAGUUAGUCGUAAUGUAUCCGUAUUGUCUCAUCAGCUGUAACAUAUGUACCACACAUAACGGGACUGUAGCAGUGGGUGGAAGCGAAGGGGUAUGUAGGAACUCUACUUUCUGCUCAGUUCUUCUGUAACCUUAAAACUACUCUAAAAAAUAAGGUGUAUUAAAUAAACAACCCUGCCUGCAUAUAGCAAUGUAGGUGAAUCUGUGAAGGUGCUUUCUUCUAUACUUACAAAAUUAAAAACUCACAUUAUUCGGUACCAGUUUUCCCAUGGUGGGAGGCAGAAUGCAUUCUCAGAAAUCUUACACUGACAACCACUAAACCUAUUUUCAGUUACAGCUUUUCUGCUUUUGUAAGCCUUAUUAUCUUUUUUGGAAGUAUCAUAAAUUUCUUACCUCUCUUCAUAAUAUCUUGUUUCUAUAUUAAGGUCUUUGUUUCUGUUUCUGCACUGAAAAUAUAAUCAAUAUUAGUGAACAUUUGAGAUGUUUUUAUAGUCUUUGAAAUAUUUUAAAUUAUAGUAACUGUGGCCUGAAAUUAAGGCCUAGUAUAAUGGACUCUUUUACCUCUGAAACCAAGAUGGAAUCCCACCACCAACUGAGUGAAUAGGAGGCAGUUAAUACAGUUGUCAUAAUGAACAGGAUGGCCCAUCCAAGAACAAGGUCACCAUCUAAGAUGUGGUUCAUCUAGUUAUUAACUAAUUGUUCUUGCCUGACUAACUGGUUCUGUGAUAUGACAAAGGCCCUUUGGGACAGAGCUGUCAAUCGCAGGCAGGCCUGCCUUUUGACCUGCACUGUACUGCCUUGGUUUUGGGGUGUCACUGUGUCUUCCCACCCUAAAAAGCUCCCUAUGAGAGAAUUGUUAUUUGGCUACACCCCAGGUGACUUCCCUUUGGGUUCAGUUUGGCUGUGAGGCUUCUGCCUGUAAAGGCAGAGACAGCACUGUACCCCUACUGCAUUUGUGCCCCACCUACCAAGGGUCUGGUUAGAACUCUCUGGUUACUGCAUAGAGUCCGGCAACCAUCCCUGGCUGCUCGGGGUGCCCAUGCAUACCAUGGUUUGUUAUUGUGCACCACUGGGGUGGGCAUGCAGCUGGCCCUUUGUGAAAUUUUGGAAUGGGUGGACAACCAGCCCCAGGAGAAUUAAGCAUGGCAUUCCAGUUGUCUAAUGAGCUGUUGCUCAGGUCAGGGUAGCAGCCUUCCCCCCUCCUCUGCUGCUCCUUCCCUUGUUGCUGUUGCGCACACACCUGAUGCCCAGCGGUGUGGAGCUGCACAUUUGUGGUGUCCUAUGGCCCAGAUGCUGAUGAGAAAAGGGACCCCUUCCAAAUUACCAGAGGAAGCACCUCAAAUGCUCUUCUAAUGCAAAACCUUUAGCCAGUGAACCUGGGGUUUGCUUAGCACUGUUGUUUUCCAAGGGUCUAACCUUGGAAUCAUGGAGCUUAAUGGCUCUGACCUGGGCUAUAGACAAAUGACCCUACUGUUUGUGAACCCUGACCGCAGGGAGAUUGGCUGGCAUUCCCUGGAGGAAGUGACAGCUGCUGAUGAAGCCGACUGCUGGGCUUUGGUAGUUUCCCUUCUAACCAUGCAGGUCCGUGCCAUGGGUGACUGAGUAGAGACAAAAACUGAAAGUUGCGACUUGACAUGGCGAGAAAUCCAAAACAUUCAGAGGGAAUUUGUACAGAGAGGAAUGAGGGAGAAGAUGUGCAUGGCAGAAAAGAGGCAGCCAUACAGAAGAUAAUCAGUCAACUGCUGGGCUCUUUGGCCAGGCAUGCUCUGCUGCCUGUGUCUGUGUUGGAAGGAAACUCAUCCUCGUGUGUGGAGGGGAAAACGCGCACUCUGUGCCUCAGCCAAGGGGAUAAUCCGGAAGCGACUUCAGCCCAGGAUCUUUAAUCUGUAAGAAGCACAUACUGCCGUGGAGCGCGCCCGUGGCCCUGAAGAUCCUGACUGGAGACUCCUCUGGCGAAUGAAGUUUGUAAAUCUGAUCAGAGUAAAGAGAAGCCCCCUGAGGUAUAUCUAGUGACAACAGAAAGGAAAGAAGCGGCAAGACAGAAUGAGGGAGAGGGAGGGACUUAGAUAUGGGAAGAAGAGACCACAAAAUGAUGGAAACCAAGGUCCACAGAUUGACCCAAUUGGGGGUACGGACUUAAAAAAAUUUAUACAGCAAAAGACAAAAAGGGCACUGAUUGGCUUUUGUACCUCUACUAUUUUCUGAAUUGACUUAAAUAUCUGCUGAAAUGCACCAUUGACGAACUUUCAGGGCCUUAAAACAGGGCUCAAAUUACAGCUAUAUCUGGGCAUUCCACUAAAUUUAAUCGUUACUCCCUAAAACCUUGAAUGAGUUUUUGAAUAUAAAAGAGAAGUGCUAUCGAUUAAAUAUUUGUGUUUCCUCAAAAUUUGUAUGUUGAAAUCUGAACCCCAGCGUGAUGGUGUUUGGAGGUGGGGCCUUUGGGAAAAGGUCAGGUUACGAGGAGGGAGUCCUCAUGAGUGGGAGCAAUGCCCUUAUAAGACCCCAGGGACUCCCUUGGCUUUUUGCCACGUGAGGACAGAGCGAAUGCACAGCCAUCCGUGAACCAGGAAGCCGGCCCUCACCAGACCCCAGUACCGCCGGCGCCCUGGUCUUGCACUUCCCAGCCUGCUUAACUGUGAGAAAUAAAUUUCUGUUGUUUAU
Molecule: messenger RNA, 9409 nt
Organism: Zalophus californianus (California sea lion)
Lineage: Eukaryota; Metazoa; Chordata; Mammalia; Carnivora; Otariidae
Product: zinc finger protein 33B-like
Biological process (GO): regulation of transcription by RNA polymerase II
Cellular component (GO): nucleus
Molecular function (GO): DNA-binding transcription factor activity, RNA polymerase II-specific; RNA polymerase II transcription regulatory region sequence-specific DNA binding
Source: RefSeq, a predicted model, not a curated record